Messenger RNA from Megalobrama amblycephala (Wuchang bream), 1463 nucleotides. Its product is annotated as neoverrucotoxin subunit alpha-like. Gene Ontology annotation, molecular function: protein binding. The transcript is spliced from 4 exons. The coding region runs from base 151 to 1011 and encodes 286 amino acids. The record is from RefSeq and is a predicted model, not a curated record. NCBI's taxonomy places the organism in Eukaryota, Metazoa, Chordata, Actinopteri, Cypriniformes, Xenocyprididae.
ACAUUCAAAGAUAUUUAUUAAUCUGUGCUUCAGAUUAUAAACCUGAUAAACUUAUACUGCUAUUUGUUUUGUACUCUACACAGGCUACAGUUCUGUAAUCUCACCGCUCAUUCCUGUAAGAGUUUGUCUUCAGCUCUACAAUCCUCAAACAUGUUCCUGGCAGAGCUGGACCUGAGUAACAAUGACCUGCAGGAUUCAGGAGUAAAGCUUCUUACUGAUGGACUUAAGAGUCCAAACUGUCAACUGCAGAUAUUGAGGCUGUCGGGCUGUAUGGUGACAGAGGAAGGCUGUGGUUAUGUGUCUUCAGCUCUGAGUUCAAACCCCUCACACCUGAGAGAGCUGGAUCUGAGCUAUAAUCACCCAGGAGAUUCAGGAGUCAAGAUGCUCUCUGAUAAACUCAACCAUCCAAACUACAGACUGGACAAACUCAAAGUGGAUCAUGGAGGAGAGAUCAUGAUUAGAGCAGGACUCCGCAAAUAUUCCCAUCAGCUCACUCUGGAUCUGAACACAGUGAAUGAACACCUCCGUCUGUCUGAGAGGAACACAGUGAUUACUAACACUGACCCAAAGCUUCAGUCGUAUCCUGAUCAUCCAGACAGAUUUGAUGAGGUGUAUCAGGUGUUGUGUGAGAGUGUGUGUGAUCGACGCUGUUACUGGGAGAUUGAGUGGAGUGGAGAAUAUGUGUCUAUAUCAGUGUCAUAUAAGAGCAUCAGCAGGAAGGGAAAGGGUGAUGAGUGUGUGUUUGGAUCUAAUGAUCAGUCCUGGAGUUUGAUCUGCUCUCGCUCCAGUUACUCAUUCAGACACAAUAACAUACAGACUGAACUCCCUGUAAAGCCCAUCAUCAGGAGAAUAGGAGUGUAUGUGGAUCACAGUGCAGGAACUCUGUCCUUCUACAGCAUCUCUGGAGACACAAUGAUCCUCAUCCACACAGUCCAGACCACAUUCACUCAACCGCUCUAUCCUGGGUUUGGGUUUAGGCUUGGUUCUGGAUCAUCAGUGAAACUGUGUUGAUGGAUCAGAAAAGACUGUAGAGAGAUUUGAUCUAUAAAUGACUGGAUCGCUCAUAAUGUCAUAAACAGUGAAGCAGUAAAUACACGUCCUUGAAUGAGAGCAGAUUUCUUGCAUAUUUACUUGAUCUUCUCAGGUAAUAUCUCUGGUUUGACUCAUUUCAGAGGCGUCCAUAAUCAGAAUUUAAAUACACUUACUAAAGUUCUCUACAAACUUGACAUGUGACGCCGCAUUCACUGACAUGAAUCUGUAAGUUGAUGAAAACGUCACAUCAGUCUCUAUUAUUACUGUCAAAAUUACCCUUACACUAAGAAAACAUAUUUCCCUAUAUAUGAAUGAUCAAUAUAUAUUAAAUGAUUCAAUGGUAUAUUUGAAAAUAUACAGAAUAAUGUGUGUGUAUUCAUAUUUAUAUGGGAACAUGUAUGUGCAAUAAAUGUGCGCAAUAAAAAUGAAUA